GGUAGGGGCACCGGGACAGUUAUCUAAGAGGUUGAUGAUGAAAAUGGAGAAGGAGGUUAGUGACAGUGGCACUGUCACUGACCUCCCUUUCCACAGUAAGGGGAAUGGUGGGGAGAAGAACAUUGGGGAGAGGUUAAUGAGGAGAAUCUAUGACGGCUAUAGGUUUUUGACGGUUAUCUGCACUAGUACAGGAUAGUUGGUCACAGAGAAGAACGUCAAGAUUGAAAUGCUAGAGAUGAGGAAAUAAACAUUCUAGCACAUGGAAAUUGCCUUUGGAUUAGCCAUCGCCUAGUAGGAGGAUCCCAUAUAGUCGUGCUGUAGUUGCGUUACUUUUUAAAUUGAUAACUUUUGUCAUUGGACAUAGCAGGCGUAGUUUCGGUUCAUCCGAAGUAUUUGCACAGGUCGCGCAACGCUUAGCUACACACUUGAACCGCCCAACGGCGCAUUUGAAUCUGGAAUUUUAUCAAAACUGAAGGUAUCAGAAUCGCGCACAUGACAAAAGGAGUAGCAUUGAGUCUACUGAUGAUGACGUAUUAGCAUAAUGAUGACGUAGUAGCAUAUAAUGAGCGAACGAGCAAUCUGAUGAUGACGCAUUUUUAGCUUUACUAUGUUCGAAGGACGAUGGAGGUCUGAGGAAGACGUCUUUGAUUCUUCUACGUGAUUGUUAUCCAGAUAAUACGUGGAUAGAUAUGAAUGAAAGCGGAAGAGCUAGAAGGC
Molecule: messenger RNA, 717 nt
Organism: Amoebophrya sp. A25
Lineage: Eukaryota; Dinophyceae; Syndiniales; Amoebophryaceae
Source: the annotation of a GenBank genome assembly